CUCAUCGACACCAGCGCUCCUCCCUCGCGGUCAAGACGGAGGUGCCGGAGUUCACAUGCCUCUCACUGCCGAGCAAGAGAAGGCGCUGAAGCCGCUGCUUUUAAAGGGCACGCUGGCGACCGACGCCUCCCUCGAGCCCUUCCUCGCGGCUGUCGAACCCGAUCUGCUCGCAGCGCUUGGGACCGACCACCCGCUGGCCGGCGACUCGCUACAAUUGCGCCGCUUCUUGGUCGCGAGAAAGUUCAAAGUGCCCGCGACGGUCGAGAUGAUAUCAGCGCACGUCAAGUGGCGGGCCGAGAACUUGCCGAUCAAGCCUGAGGGCGCCGUCCUCGCUGAGCUCCAGAAGGGCAAGUUCUAUUCGUAUGGCACCGACGCCGCCGGGCGGCCUCUCGUCCUCAUACACAGCGGCAAGUUCGACCCGGCGACGCGAGACCUCGAGGCGAGCGUGCGCUCCGUCUUUUACGAGAUCGAGAGGGUGAUCGCGCAGCUGCCGCCCGGCCAGGCCCAGUUCGCCGUCUUUUACGACCGUACCGGCUUCUCCAUCAAGAAGAACUGGGACUACACGCUGCUCAAGGCGGUCUUCACCCAGCUGAGCAACAACUACCCGGAGCGGCUCGGCGCCGGGUACGUCUACCCGUCCGGCAAGCUCCUCCCGAUGCUGUGGGGCCUGGUCAAGCACUUCCUCGACGCGCGCACACGUUCAAAGGUCAAGUUCAUCAAUACGCAGGAGGAGCUCCUCAAGAGCCUGCCCGCCGAGUACGUCCCGACGGCCUACGGGGGCAGCUCGACCCACGCCUUCGAUCCCGCCACCUGCGGGCUGGCGUCGGGCGAGUGAUGUGUCGCCGGGGUCCGCGGCGCGCAGCCCUCGGCCCCUGGCCAGUGCCGUCGGCGCUAGUGCGGCAGUGGCCGAGCGCGUGCCAGUCGCAGGCCUCCGCCCUCACUCUUGGUCACACACACACACACACACUCUCUCUCUCUCUGUGAUUUAGAUCAUGGACUGGGAAAAAAUUUCGUAAAAUUUGUUUG
Messenger RNA from Emiliania huxleyi CCMP1516, 1026 nucleotides. RefSeq lists its product as hypothetical. The record is from RefSeq and is a predicted model, not a curated record. The coding region runs from base 56 to 835 and encodes 259 amino acids. NCBI's taxonomy places the organism in Eukaryota, Haptophyta, Isochrysidales, Noelaerhabdaceae. The transcript has 5 exons.